Messenger RNA from Archocentrus centrarchus (flier cichlid), 13044 nucleotides. RefSeq names its product WNK lysine deficient protein kinase 1b (gene wnk1b). The transcript is spliced from 37 exons. The record is from RefSeq and is a predicted model, not a curated record. Gene Ontology annotation, biological process: protein phosphorylation. NCBI's taxonomy places the organism in Eukaryota, Metazoa, Chordata, Actinopteri, Cichliformes, Cichlidae. The coding region runs from base 31 to 7887 and encodes 2618 amino acids. Gene Ontology annotation, molecular function: ATP binding; protein serine/threonine kinase activity.
UUUUUUUUUUUUGUUUUGUUUUUUGAAAGAAUGUCUGAAAAAAAUAGCAGCAAAGCAGUGAAAUUCACUGCCCCUCUGCCCCCUGUUUCUUCCUCCCCCUGUCCAUCACCCCAGACCCCCCACAAGAAUGUGAACGGCUCUGCCAGUUCAGACACACAUGUCGUGGAGAAGCUUGGUGGAGAGCCCGAGGUCCAACGUCGGCGCCACACGAUGGAUAGAGACUCUAAAACGGCCGAGCACCGGUUCUUCCGCCGGAGUGUCAUUUGUGACUCGAAUGCCACAGCUUUGGACCUGCCCAGCAAAGCAGCUGUGAUACUCACGUCACCCCCAGACUGUGAAGGGGCUUCCAUCAUCUUCUCUCAACAGCUUUUAAUGCCUGGACCUGGUGGACAGGAUUAUGAAGGUGAGGAGUCCCAAAGAGGUUCCUAUCUGCAAAGCAGCACCCUGCAGCCUUCAUUUGGGCAUGGGGGGCAAGUUGUAGAGGGGCACAUACAAAAUACUGAGGGAGGUUUGGAUGUGUGCACGAUUGCUGUUCCUUCCUUUAGCAGUGUUGAACAUAGUACAGAUGGGGCAGUAACAGAGCCCAGCCCGACAGUAUUGGAUGUUACCAACCAAACAGUAGCCAAACAGCCUGGCAUGGUACUGCGUCCCAGAGGGCUUCAGGAACAGGUGGCCAAAGAUGGAAAAGCAGUAGAAAAUGUGUAUGAGGGAAGCAGCAGUCCAACCGAGGAGAAAGACAGGGAGACGGAAGAGGAGAAGGAGCUUGCGAAAGCACGAGCAGAGCAGAGGGAAGCCGAGAAACGGGUGCAAGAGGAUAUAGAGGAGGCUGAAAUAAAAGCUGUAGGGACUUCACCAGAUGGACGCUUCCUAAAGUUUGACAUUGAGAUCGGAAGAGGGUCUUUUAAGACUGUAUACAAGGGACUGGAUACAGAGACAACAGUGGAAGUGGCAUGGUGUGAGCUACAGGAUCGUAAGCUGUCCAAGUCGGAGCGCCAGCGGUUCAAAGAGGAGGCUGGCAUGUUAAAGGGUCUCCAGCAUCCUAACAUUGUCCGCUUCUAUGACUCCUGGGAGGGUCCCUGCAAAGGAAAGAAAUGCAUUGUUCUUGUUACUGAGCUCAUGACAUCUGGCACGCUGAAAACCUACCUGAAGCGAUUCAAGGUGAUGAAAAUCAAAGUUCUGCGUUCAUGGUGCAGACAGAUCCUCAAAGGCCUUCACUUCCUGCACACCAGAGCGCCACCCAUCAUUCACAGAGACCUGAAAUGCGACAACAUCUUUAUCACGGGGCCCACGGGCUCGGUGAAGAUAGGAGACCUGGGGUUGGCCACGCUGAAGAGGGCGUCUUUUGCCAAGAGUGUCAUAGGUACCCCAGAGUUUAUGGCUCCAGAGAUGUAUGAGGAGAAGUAUGAUGAAUCUGUAGACGUCUACGCCUUUGGGAUGUGUAUGCUGGAGAUGGCUACCUCAGAGUACCCCUACUCUGAAUGCCAAAACGCUGCCCAGAUCUACAGAAGAGUUACAAGUGGAGUGAAGCCUGCCAGCUUUGACAAGGUAGCCAUUCCAGAGGUGAAGGAAAUUAUCGAGGGCUGCAUCAGAACUAACAAGGACGAGAGGUAUGCCAUAAAGAUCCUGUUGAACCAUGCAUUCUUCCAGGAGGAGACAGGGGUCAGGGUUGAACUGGCAGAAGAGGACGAUGGAGAAAUGAUUGCUAUUAAACUGUGGCUCAGGAUAGAAGAUGUGAAGAAGCUUAAAGGCAAAUACAAAGACAACGAAGCCAUCGAGUUCUCCUUUGACCUGAACAAGGACGUCCCUGAAGAUGUGGCCCAGGAAAUGGUUGAGUCUGGCUAUGUUGCUGAGGCUGACCAUAAGACCAUGGCCAAGGCCAUCAAGGACCGCGUGUCGCUGAUCCGGAGAAAGAGAGAACAGAGGCAGCUGGUACGAGAGGAACAGGAGAAGAGAAAACUGGAGGCAGAACAACAACAACAACAACAACAGCAGCAGCAGCAGCAGCAGCAGCAGCAACAGCAGCUCGACACACACAAAGCAUCACACACACAGGCAGAGACGGAGGAGACUGAAGUGGAGCAACACCAGCUUCACUAUCAGCAGACGGGCAUCUCACACACAUCUGAAGGUGGUGUGGACAGCGGCCAGGGCUCCUCUGUUUUCUCCUCAGACUCUCCCCACCUGGGUCAGCUGACCAUGUCCUACAGCUGCCCCCCUUCUAGCCAGCCUCCUUCCCAGCCCCAGACCCCCUAUCCCUCUACCCCUUCUGCUGCCCCACAGCAGCACCCGGGCUAUGCCCAGCCGCCGCAGCCAAUGCAGCAUUCAAUGCCACACCCCUUCAGUGGAGGAGCAAGCACAGGAGGAGGAGGAGCAGGAGGGAGCAUCCCUCUUCCAACUCUCCCAGACCCCCCAACUAUUUUCUUCCCCUCUAUCCCUGAGCGCCCCAUUUCCUUCUCACCUCCUCCCACUGGGCCUCCAAAGGCCUACAACAGCCAGAGACGCAAGAGCACUUCCAUUCUCGAGGCGCAUACUCGACACUUUCAGCCUGCUUACCCUCGCUAUGGGAGCAGCCUCCACCCUUUUUCUGGGAUGGAGGGUGUUGAGACUCCUUCUCUCUUCAUGGUCAAUCCUGGUUUUGCAGCCACUGCUCAAAGACUUGGUGUUGGGGAACCCCUCCAUCUCCCAGGACAAUCUGACCCAAGUUUGUAUGGCUUCAAAGAUAAGAGAGCAGAGCAUGAAGAAGCAGUGAGGAGACUCAGUCUAAAUCAAGCUGCCUUAUUGGACCAUUAUGAAGCAAUGGCAUAUGGAGGCUAUCCAAUGACUGCACACCAGCUUUUCCAUCAGCAGAGGCAGGCAGCAGCUGCAGCUGCUGGUUUGGGUUUUGAUCCUGGGCCUGCAUCUCAAGCAGGAUUCUUGCAUCCUCAUAUCCUGCAAAGAAUGAGUGCACACAGUCCAAUACCACCACCCUUACCCCCCAUGAGCGCAUCCACUGGUGGCUCUGUUUCUUCUUCAUCCGAGGGAUGCUAUCCUCCACAGCAUGCUUCCUCGUCCUCUUUUCCUAUUUCUGCACCUCCAGUAAUGGCUGACGGCCCACCACCUACCGGAAGUGUUUUUGAGUUUCAUUUAGCUGCAGCUGCUGCAGCUGCAGCUGCAGCUGGAGACCCAAGCCUCCUGGCAUCCAGACUUUACUGGGCCAGAAGAAGUUCCAUGGAUCUCCCUCUGGAGGACAGCACUGGAACAGGAUCCGGUGGCUCCGGCACGUAUAGUCGUCUUCAACCAGUGACAGAAGAGCUGUACUCUUAUGUCAGUCCAGAGCUCCCCUUACCUCCUGGAAGUCUUCUCCUUCACCAUGCAGGUUUGGCUACAAAGGACAGAAGCCCUGAGCCUUCUAGUGACUCUCUGACCUCCUCUGAUGCAGGAGAGUUCCAGUCACCACCUCCUCCACCUCUUCCUCCUUCCUUUGAGUCCUCAGCUGCUCAGUCCAUCCCUCGCUCGUCCUCGAUUGCGCCCUAUGAUUCACCAGGGGGAGCUCUUCAUGUAGAUCCCCAGGGACACCCUCCUUCAGUGCAGAACUUUCUGCCCACCACACCGUCUUCUGAGCUCCCGCUUCGGGGGUCGUCAUCAAAUCAACUGGAGUCUCUGAUGCAGAGUGCCUGGGCCCGACACGGAGGAGUGGUGCCAGCUCAACCUGAUAUGACGUACCACGAGUCAUUGCUGGCCAUGCAGGCCGUGAACCCCCCUCUGCAGGUUCAGGUGUCCUCCCCUCAGCCAACUCCAGGUCCCCCUGUGGUGCCUGCCAGCACCCAGCCACCUCCUUCUGGGAGUUCCCAACAGGUUGCCUCUUCUAGCCAGAGUAGCAUAUCACUUCAGAGCCCCACACACACACCUCUGCCACAGGCAGCUGCACAGUUGUGUGACUUAAGUCCAUCUCCCAGCAUAGAACACCUUUAUCUUCUGUACCAAGCUGCUCAGCUAGCUCUGUCCCAGCCUGCCUCACAGUCUGCAGAGUUAUCUCAGUCCCAGCUACAGCCACCUCAAGUUCUCUCAUCAAUAGAGAGUGGCCAUUCUGAGACUUCAGGUUUGAGCGACGGCAACGAGGGGGGAGGAGGAGGUGGGGGAGGAGGAGGUCGUCAUGAAGGGCGCUCGACCAAGCGACAUCAGAGACGUUCUGUGCGAAGUCGAUCACAUCACGAGAAGAUUACCAAGGCGAAACUCAAUGUCCUCAAUAUCUCCAACCUAGGAGACAGGGUGGCAGAGUGCCAGCUGGAGACCCACAACAGGAAGAUGGUGACCUUUAGGUUUGACUUGGAUGGAGACAACCCUGAGGAGAUUGCCCAGAUCAUGGUCGAGAGUGAGUUCAUCCUGGAGAGUGAGAGAGAGUCGUUCAUUGAGCAGGUCAGAGAGGUAAUAGAGAACGCCGAUGAGAAGGGUCUGGAAAGAGACACAAACAGCCAGAUGGCACGUGAUGCGGAACAGCAGACUCCUGCAAUAUCUGCCCCCAUGCCAGAUAUCUCGCCCAGUCCAACAGCACAAGUGGUCCAUUCAGCAGGUCGAAGGUUUAUCGUUAGCCCCGUACCUGAAGCCAGGCUGAAGGAACAAAUGCUUCCCGCCUCUCCUUCUACUGCACCUCCUGUUGAAACGGUUUCUCCACCCCCAUCGCAGACUCUGGGUCAGGGUUUGGGCUUGUCCCAGUCUGCAGGAGCAGUCAGCUUACAGCAAGCCUUCUUUGAACUCCAGCAGAACCAAAAUCAGCUUGAUCCAGGACCCAGCACCGCCCCACCUUGCAUCCACUCCACCCAUCCUCUACCUCUGGAGCCUGCAGCAGCUUCUGUUCCUUCACAGAGUAGCACAGUCACUCCCACUGUGGAUGCCACUGCUGGGCUUGUCCCUUCCAAUUUAAACCCGACACAGGAUGCCUCUGUUCCUCCCCUUUCUGUAUCCUCAGCCCCUUCCGCCAUCCAUCUCAGUCCUCCUUGUUCUUCUUCUUCUCCUCCUACAACAGCAGUGAAUCAAACCAUCCUUCAAUCACAGGUACUUUCACAGCCAGUAAUUCAGGCUGUCUCCCAACCCCAGACACAGGUACAAGCACAAAUUCAGCCCCAGGCUUUCAGCCACUCUCAGUCCCAGACAGUUUCUGCUGUCAGUGCUGCUUCAGUACCUUCCACUUUACCAACAGCCAACAUUCCCCCACAAAUGCUCACCUCCCCUCCACCUGCACAGACUGUUCCCUUUGUGUCCUCCCCGGUACCUUCAACUCUUAUAGCCAGUGAAGUCUCUUCUGAUCAUCCAUUAGUCUUGCCCACUCCCUCUUCUACUCCUUCCCUGACCUCCUCAGUCAUCCCCACCACUGCCAUCCCAUGUCCCCAGCUCGCUCCCUCUGCCACCUCCCCCCCUCCUCCAACUCUCUCAUCUCCCUCUGGGGGACUCCAGCCAGUGACCGCAAAUGUCCCCACAGUCCAACCAACUUUGGUGCACUCUCAGCCACAGACAGCAGCCCUGCCUGGGCAGACGCACACCCAUGCUGAUUGUGACCCCAGAUGUGAGGCGUCCUCUGAGUCGCAGUGCAAACCAGAUGACAUCCAAGCUCUGGAAAAGAAGCUGCGGUCUCUCUUCAUGGACCUCGGUGGUGGGGUGCCUUGCACCCAGGGAGACAUCGUAGCCGGUGACCUGGCUGCUGUGGCAGGCACCUCAUCACCAGUAGGCCCCUGCUGCACCUCCACCACAUCUGUCACAGCAUCUGCUGUUACCCCUCAACCCCCCUCCAGCCUGGCGCUGGGAUCACUGGGAUCAUCCGUACCAAUCCAGGGCCCUGGCACACCUGUCUUUACGCCUGCACAGUCUAUCAUCUCUGCCACAAUAGGCCAGACAACUCCAUCCAAAACUCCCUUAUCCAGACUACCGGCCAGUUCUCCUCCUACAGAACCCCCGCCAUCCUUCCCCGGACCUUGUGUAAUACAGUCCCAGCAGCCUCUGGAGGACUUGGAUGCCCAGUUAAGGAGAGCGCUAAGUCCAGAGAAUGUUCCUGUGAGCUCUCACACACAGGCCUCCCACAUUACUAUGCCUUCAGUGGGCCAUGCAGUUCCCUUCCCUAUGGAGGAAGAGAUAUUGUCCUCUCCUGUUCAUCCUCCUCGAAUUCAGUUAGGAAGAUUUCAGGUCUCACUGGCUACUGAAGAGCCUGCUGUCCAGCGACCAGCCUGCACUGAAUCUUCCUCCACCACCACCUCCACUUCAUCUUCCUCUUCAUCCUCUACUCUCUCGAGCCCAGAGAACACAUUGCACAAAGACUUUUUGUCUCCUCUGAGAGCAGAAGGAGCAGGACAAAGAGGAGACGUGGUGGACGGACCCCCUCAAAGGAGUCCCGCAGGAUCCCACCCCCCCUCCCCUCCUACAUCUCCCCGCCCCUCCCCCAAACCCCCCACCACCAUUGGACGCUUUCAGGUCACUACCAAACCCGAGGCCCGUGUUGGUAGAUUCUCAGUCAGUCGUGCUGAGGAGCAGAGUCCUCCACCUGCUGCCCAGGCUGCUAAUGGACCCAGUGAUCCUGGCCAAGUUUUGAGCCCAGAUUCUACACAUAAAGCCUCUCUGCCAAGUCUAAACAACUCCUUCAAUAACUCCUACAUCAGCAGCGACAAUGACUCUGAAUUUGAGGAUGAGGACUUCAAACGGGAAGUCAGCCGCCUCAGAGAGAAGCACAUGCGUGAGAUUCAGGAGCUCCAGUCCCGGCAGAAGCAGGAAAUAGACCAUCUGUUCACCAGGCUGGGAAAGGUUCCUCCACCUUCAGUGAUCCCUCCUGUUUUAGCCUUGACUGGCAGGAGGAGACGACCUGCCAAAAGCAAGUCAUCAAAAUCGUCCAGAACCAGCUCCACGCAUGGCAGCAAGAGUCCAUUACAGCCAGGCAGCACUUUAUCCGCCCAGAGCGUUCCGACUAUGUACCCCGGGCAGCUGGCUCUGCUAGCCCCAGGAGGAUUAGCCGAUUCAAACAGCAGCACCAUGCUCCAGCCCCUCAAACCCUCUCCCUCCAGCGACAACCUGUGUUCAGCCUACACCAGCGAGGCGGCGCUCUCCGUGCCCAGCCUGUGUGCUCCCACCCCAGGCUGCGUAAAGUUCAGCUGGGGUUCGGAGCGUUUGGCCUUCAAGCCUGGCGGCAGGAGGACGCGCUUUCUGAGUACGCCCUGCUUGGCUCUUUGGAAGAUGGUGAAAAAAGUCUGCCCCUGCAACCAGCUCUGUAGGACGAAUAGCACCAAUGCAGUGAGUGGUUCAGGUGGUUUGGGUCAAAGCCAGGGGGGUUCCCAGUGUCUGGCCCCCAACAUGCCAGCCCCACACCAGAGGAAAGGAACCUUCACCGAUGACCUCCAUAAACUGGUGGACAACUGGGCCAGAGAUGCCAUGAACCUCUCACAGGGUAAGAGGAGUGCCAAACAGCUGCAACAGCAGGCCCCGGUGCAGGGACAUAGCUACGAGGUUAUCCAGUCAGCCAGUCUGGGCAGGAAGUAUUCCGCUCCCAGCCAGCUGUGUCCCAGCAGCAUAGGUGGUUCAGCCCACAUCCCAACGAACUCCAGCACCGCUACCUCUCUGGCUGCCCGCAAGGGCUCUUUAUGCCACCCUCCUGCCUCCUCCACUCCACCUCAACCCCAACCUCCCCAGUUCAUCCACUACACUCCAACUGCUGCCUAUAGUGCACAAUGGUCUGGUCCGGCUCACAGCCUGUCCACCACACACCAAGCACCAACACAGCCUCUGCUGGUUAGCACCUCCCAACCCCUGGGCCCCUAUCCCACCCCACAGGGGCAGAUUCCAGGGCAGGGGUCACUCCAACCUUUCCAUCUGACCAAUUCCUUGCAGAAGUCAGUCAGUAACCCAGGAGGACCCAACUUGAGGACCACGUAGGGAAUAGAGUGAGGGCCGGUUUGAAUCACGGCCUGAAAGGACCGGUGUGAAGUGGAGUGUUCAGUGCUGGAUUGACUAGAAAGUGUGAAAUUUUUUUUUUUUUUUUUGGGGGGGGGGGGGUUAAAUAUUUGAAUUUAACUUGUUCAAAACAAGAAAGGAAAUCUCCAGGAAAGAGAAAUGACACCUGGCCAUCUCCACUUCCCUCUCACCUGUGCAUGAGAAGCGGUCACAGACAGAAGUGCAGCCUUUCUGCUGUGGGCUUGGAACCCAAGAAAAAGACUCAAGAGUGCAAUGAUAAAAGGCCAAAGGGGUUCUGACAGGGUGUGUGUGGGCUUGCUGUCAACAACUGUCUGCAUGUGAGAUCUUUUGCAUAUGCUCUAAUGUCUGGGUUAGACUUGUUGGAUUUCAUGCUCCGAAAUGAGUUAACAUAUCUUUACAUAAUGGGGUAGCAACUGUCCUUCCUAGAUGCUGGUGGGAAGACAUUACAUCAGGCUGAGGAGGAGGAGGAGGAAGACUGUGGUGGCCAGCUUUUACAAAAUCCAACUUUAGCCCUUCUGUCCACGCAGUACCUUCUCAUCACCUCUUGCUGGUGCAGAUUUUAGGGCCUCUGGUGUCCAUGUUUGUCAGUCUUUAUUAGAAAUAACAACAAAAAACCCUCAAAAAUGCAUUUCUUCCAUUGGGGAUGAGCAUUGCUAGUGCCCACAUUAACAGUGGUUGUUACUUAGUGUUAAGAAUCAAAAUCAUCAGUGUUUCUGACAGCAGUGAUUUACAGGAGGAGCUGCAAAUGGCAGCAGGAUAGAACUUUGAGGUGAGAGCAGAAAAGAUGAUAAGAAAACGAGUUUGCAUUUGUUAUCCUAACUCUGAUCGAAUGUUUCAGGAAGUCAUUUGGAAGUUGGAGAUCCUUCCUAACCUUUAAAAGCACAAAGGAAAUUAAGAUUAAAUCAAAUACAUAUCGCGGAUAGAUGUAGCCCCGCAUCUCCACUGUCUUCUAUUUUUUUUUUUCCCCCCUCAGUAUUACAAAGUAUUCAAGCAGACAGAGAGACGGAUGGAAGAAGGAAAGCUCACAAAGAGGAGCAGCCCUCCCUCAGUUAACCUGUUAACACCACUCACUUUACAUUGAUGGAGCACCGAAUGGGCAGAACAGAUGCUUCUGCGCACCAAACGCCUCUUCACAAUCACGACUCCACCUCUUCUUCCAUCCCUCUCUUCACCUCCCUGUUGCCAUUUGAAGCAAUAACAGCAGAAACCUUUUAGAAGAAGAAGAAAAAAAGAAAAAAAAAGCCCAAACACGAGACAACUCGGUGUGUAAAAGUGACCUUGUUAUCAGAAGAAUAUCCAUGUACAGUUCGUGUCUAAUUAUUCUUUCUUUUUUGAAUGUUGGCUAUGAUGAUUCCAUUUUUUUUUCUUGUGUUGAUGGGUUUAUGUUGCUUGCUGCUCCCCAGCUGGCAAUCUGACACACACACACACACGCAUACAGUCAUGCACAGACUCAUGUAAAUACACUCACACAUUGUUGGAGGUGUAGCAGCUGAGUCAUAGGCUAUGCCUCAGUUAUUAGUGUCAUAAUUAGGUUGGUUUCAAUAUUUGGGUUGAAAUGCAAUGUACAUUAUUAUCAUAAUUAUUGUUGUUAAUGAUUGUUCUAUUUAAAAAGAAACAAAAACAAAACCGUGUUCUGUCAAUGGACCUGUUAUAUGUGCACAUCGCUGUACGAUGUGGAGACACUGUGAUUAUUGUUGUUUGUUGUUAGCAAAUGUUGUUGGACAACAUUAGUUUUAGGGUGGAAAAAAAACACAAAGCAUACAUAGAACAGUUUGGGGGUCCUUUCGCUUUCAAUUCCCAGCUUUCCACAAAUGAGUUUUUUGAAGAUUCAUAAGCCCCCUCUCUUAUUUCAAUAAGCGUCCUUCUAUCCGCUUACUGAGGACACGUUUCCGUACCAAUGCCUUACCAACACCUAAUCAACUGCAGCUCAUCUCUGUAACUGAGUGAAUUGAAAGCUGAAACUGACCUUCAGACCUGAGUAUAAACCCGGAGUGAACACCAGGAUAGUUGAUAUUUAGGUAAUAAAGUAAAGCUAGCUAUUUUUUUUCUUAACACAGUACUUAUCUAUCAGACACUUUAAAUAGCCCUCCCCUUCCCUUUCUCCCCUGGUUUUGUUAGAUGAAUGUGAAUGUAUAAAACCAAUGGUGUCCAUUUUAAUGUACUUGAAAAAAAAAAAAACCUGUCUUUUAUUUUCGCUGUCUUCGCUCCUCCUGACCCUUCUAGAGCCUCCUGUGAUCGCUGGAGGUAUUAACUAGUGCCUUGCAUCCUUCCCAUUUCUGUUUGGGGGGGGUUAAAGUGAGCACAUUGGAUAGAAUAUGUGGAGGAUAUAAGGGUGUCGCUGUGAAGUCAGUGGUUUUGUGGGAGAGGCCUGCAGUAUAUUGGUGUGUGUGCGUGUGUUUAGGCUGGUUUAUGAUUAAUUCUUAUGAGUGUAUUUUCUGCAAAAUGGGAAAAAUUUUGGAGUGAAUUAUUCUUCUGCCGUUUGAACGAAGAUUGAGACUGACGUCAACAGAUAGUAAAAGAGGCCAACGUUUGUGAUCAGUGUUGUUUCUAUUGCUGUAUUUUUUUUUUUUUUCCAGUUUUAAGGAGGGAGUUAUUAAAGAUUGUAUUCGAAGCUUGGACCACUCUGUACUUUGACCCAAGUGCAGCAUACUUGCAGUAGACCAUGCCAUGGUACAGCAAAAUAGUGUUAUUUUUAAUGUGAUAUCAGCUGAAAGCAAAGAUCCAUUUUAGCUUUCCGUCAGAAUUUGAAACUUUGAGACCACCAGAGCCAGCCAGAAAUGUGCUCUAAGCCGUGAUGUCGCACUCUACUGUCAGCUGAAUUUGGGAUUAGUGAGGAUAACGGUGCCGCUCUGUUCGAAAAGUCUGUUUCACUUGUGAAAUAUUGUGAGAGACAGACACUAAUGGUCCUUGAAUUAAAAAAAAACUUGCCCUGUUUAGGGAUGCCGAAAAUCCUGUUUAUACUUGGCUUUAAAAUGUAUCUGGAAAGAUUAGAUCACAUGUGGCUGUGGCACUAAAUAUAAAAUAAGCACCAAGGUGCACUGUGAUCUGCUGAGAUGGCCUCAAGUGCACCAGGCCACUUCUUUUGAAGUGUAAACAUUACUGUGCACCAAUGCAUCCCCAUCAGAGGAAAAUAUGUCACCAACACAAGAUGUAUACAUCCUAUUUGUCUUGUUCUGCAUCCUUUGCAAGUCACAAAUGAAUUUAUCCUGCUAGGGUCAACAAUCAGAACAGUCUGUGCAUGUAGAUGAGUUCUUGAAACAUUCAGACAUGUUUCUUUGCUAGCCUUUGGAUAAAAAAAAAAAUCUGUCGCUUGAUUGGCCACAAUGGCUGAUGAAGUACCUGUACACGAGUCCCCUUGGGCUUCUAGCAGAAGCGACAUAUACAGGAAGUAUCAAAAUAGUCAGCUGAACACCUUUUGACACAUAGAUUCAAGAGCUGUAAACUUGUGAUCUGGUCACCCAGGAUGCAUAUUAAAAAGCAAGUCUAAAAAAGGGGUUGUGUGUCUAAAUAAGCAGCAAGAAAAUAAUAAUGUAGCCAAAUCUGAGUGAAAACCAUUCAUGACCACACAGUUGUCGGGUUUCUUUACAGAAACUGAGCCAAAAAUUCAUUCAGUUUUAAGUAUUAAGUAUUUGAGCGUGAAUGCGUGGCAGAGGCGGUGAUGAUGGUUUGGCCCACGGUGAUGAUGGUUUGGCCCACAGUAAUGAUGGAAUUCACAGCAAUGAAUGGAUGUAAAGGUGUAGGUCCAAGGCCUCGGACACCCUCCAGUUUUUUUUUUUUUUCAUCCGUCACACGAAUGAACGUCAAAGUUUGCUUCUUUACUUUUUGCCAGAAUGGAUGUUCUGAUUUUACAUGAUGAAAUGAAACACAUCGUGAAAAAGUUACUUUGUAAAGUUUGUACAAAAGAACAUUGCUUUUGCCAGUUUUCGGUUUGUCAAGAAAAAAAAAAAAUGCAACAUUGUUACUACUAGGCAAGUUUGGUUGAAGCUGUGAAUAGUCAUUGAGCCACUUUGCUUCUUAGUUCUCAAUAAUAAUCAUUCUGUCAGACCUUUAACGAUGCCACCAACUCAGCGCCAUUGGACAUUUUUUUUUGUCAAUGGAGGUCAUUUUGUCAAAGAAAACGGUGCAUUUACCUGCUUUUAUUCACUGGAGCUGUUUUAUCUGCCAGGUAUCAUCCUGGAUUUUCACUUUGCAGCUACACAUAUACAUAAUGAUUGCAAUAAAAGGAAUACCUACUGCUCUGCAAUGGUUGCAAUGCAGUGUUAUUAAAGUGACAGUAUGCUAUCAAGCUCUGGGUUUGACAGUUCUGCCCCUGCUGGAAGUGGGUGUAGUUAUUGUGAAGUUUUGGAGUUGUAGUGGAGGAAUUUUACUGUGAAAGGCACAGUUUUCCAGCACAGGCACUCUUAUUGUGAAGUUUCUGGAAGUCAAAGUGGAAUAGUAGGAUUGUUUUGGGUUUUUUUUUUUUUUAUUUUUCAGGAGAGGCAUGCACAGUGUAACGAUAGUUUGAACUUGCUUGCAUCAUAGAAUCAGUUUUCUGUUUUCGCCUCGUCAGGGCUCGCUUUCCCUUUAUGCUUUUUACUGUAGAAGUGCCCACAUGUAGAGAAAAGAAAAAGUUUCUGCCUUUCAGCGCGCACACAAACCCACAGUCACAGAUACAGUGCAACUCCUUUCCGUUCUGUGUAGCUUGCUCCUGGGAAAUGAUGUCUCGAGAACAGCAACGGUUUCUGUGACUGUUGCUGAAAAUGUGUGAAUUUUUGUUUCUGGUCUUUCUGACUCUCACAUUUUACUUUGUUUUUUUUUUUUUGAAUUUUCACUUGUUUUAUGUGCUGUUUUACUGUCUCUUAACAGCUCCUAAUUUAAUUCAGUGGUUUCCCUUUUCUGUGUCGUGGUUGACAUUGUACAAACGUGGUUGGAUUUUAAAAAAAUAUGGAAGAAUGAAAGAGAGAAUAACAAAAAAAACAAUACAUGUAAGGAGUCAUCAACAGCCUUUAAUGGUAUGUUUUGCACUAAGUAUAGAGUGUUCAAGCUUCUUAUUAAAAAUAAAACUUUGCGCUUUGCGCUACAGUAAAUAAAUUUGUUACUUUAUUUGUAAAACUUAAUAAAUAAAAGUUGUUUAAAUGA